AUGGCUCAACCACGCACGGAAUAUGAGCCUCUACCCCUCACCCACGAGGACCACGCGCCCACCACUCUUUACAAUGCCCCUCCGUCCCCUCCAGGGUCCUCGUUCCAUCUUCCCUCUCCCAAUGCCGAUGGCCUGCCGUAUUCGGACGACAUGGGCAUCCCACUCGGUGCCGCGCAACCAAGAUUUCUCGGUCGCGCCUUGUACGAUGAUGGGGGUGCCCAAAUGCGCGAGUCGUACGCAUCGUCGUCGCACUCGACUUUCCCCGCCGACCGGUCCUCAGCGUACACCGCGGACAGCACCGUGGGUUUCAAAUCCGGAGCGAGGCGAGAUGAUGGCUACACCGACUCUUCGUAUCACGACGAGCCUGGUUUUUUUGUCGGCGAGCAACCUCUGCGCAGAGAGAAGCGCGGGGUAUCCGCCUGGGAACCCAAGUCGCGCAAGAAACCCAUCUUGAUCGGGGUUGGUGUUGUGGUAGUGGCGGCUAUCGUUCUGGGAGUAGUCAUCGCGCUUACCGCGGGGAAACACAAGUCCAGCGGUACGAGCAACCUUGGUAACGGUUCGCCAUCAAAUCCCUCUGCGUCUGCUUCAUCAUCCUCUGGGCCAUCCAUCAAAUUUGCUCUGACCACUGGAGGCGACGGAAGCACCGUGACCGCCGACGAUGGGUCUACUUUCACUUAUUCGAAUCCUUUCGGUGGAACAUGGAUGUACGACGUGAACGAUCCCUUUAACAAUGGCGCGCGUGCCCAGUCAUGGAGCCCGGCGUUGAACGAGACGUUCCAUUACGGCGUUGAUAGGAUUAGAGGCGUUAAUAUUGGCGGGUGGCUCGUCACCGAACCCUUCAUAGUGCCUGCACUGUAUCAAACCCUCCAGAGUCGGAAAACCACAGUUGACGCUGGGAUAACGAUCAUCGACGAAUGGACACUGAUGCAAGCCAUGGUGCUCGACACCGCGAAUGGCGGCACAGACCAGCUCGUGCAGCAUUACGAGACUUUCAUCACCGAGCAGGACUUUAUGGAGAUUGCUGCAGCAGGUCUGAACUUCGUACGUAUCGCCUUGCCGUAUUGGGCCAUCGACAUGUGGGAUGGCGAGGGCUUCUUGCCGAAAGUGUCGUGGACCUACUUCCUGAAGGCGAUCAAGUGGGCUCGAAAGUACGGCAUCCGCAUCAAUCUCGACCUGCACACUCUGCCAGGCUCGCAGAAUGGAUGGAACCACUCCGGAAGAUUGGGCAGCUACAACGUGCUGUACGGGCCGAUGGGACUUGCCAACGCCCAGCGGUCGCUUGACUACAUCCGCAUUUUGGCCGAGUUCAUCAGUCAACCUGAGUACAAGGAUGUCGUAGCCAUCUUCGGCAUCACAAAUGAGCCGCAGGGUAACCAGAUCGGGAUGGACUCGCUGUCGCGCUACUAUCUGCAGGCUUAUCAGGAAGUGCGGACAGCCAGCGGGUUGGGGGCUGGAAACGGACCAUUGGUGUCGGUCCACAACGGGUUUGUCGACCUGAAUCAAUUCAAUGGGAUGUUCCCGGGGGCCGAUCGGUUCACUCUCGAUUAUCACCCUUACCUUUGCUUCGCCGGGCAGAGCCCGGACCCGAUUGGGUCUCACCUGACACAGCCAUGCUCGAGUUGGGGUGCCCAAAUCAACAAUUCAAUGGCCAAUUUUGGUUUCAUUCUGGCCGGAGAGUUCAGCAAUGCGGUGACGGACUGUGGCUUGUAUGUGAACGGGGUCGGACAGGGUGUGCGAUACGAAGGGACAUACAACCAGGGAGGCAACUGGCCUGUCGUCGGCAACUGCUCCACGGACUGGCUGGACUACACGAACUGGAGCAGCAAGACCAAGUCUCAGUACAAGACAUUUGCGAUGGCCAGCAUGGACGCUUUGCAGCACUGGUUUUUCUGGACAUGGAAAGUCGCCAACUCGACCGCUGGAAUCGUCGAGGCCCCCCAGUGGUCUUACCAAUUGGGUCUGCAAAAUGGCUGGAUGCCGACCGAUCCUCGUCAGGCCGUUGGUCAGUGCGGAAACGCGAAUCCGUUCACCGGAACGUUGUCUUCCUGGCAGACCGGUGGGGCUGGUGCCGGGACCAUCGAUCCGAGCGCGCUUUCGGCUUUCACGUGGCCUCCACCCACGAUCUCCUUUGGAAAUAACAACGCUAUGGCGGCCACUUCGCUGCCUGCCUAUGCUCCCACAGGCAGCCCGAUCACACUUGCUCCUCCCACCAUCACUGGAGUCAGUGGCAGUGCUGGUGUCCAGAGUCUGACUGCGAGCGUCAACGUCGGGAAUGGAUGGAACAAUCCCUCUGACGCGGCUGCUGCAUCAUACUACUCGAUUCUGGCCAAGGGCUCGCCUGUUAUCUAUUCCUUUGCCGCCGGAGUCGUUGCGCUCGGCGCAGGCUCGAUUCUGUGGAGUCUCCGGGAUGGCGAGGCGGGGAAUCUCAUGUUCGACGGCGGGAGCAUAUUUCUUUUUGGGACGUCCGUCGUCCUGUAUCUCAACUCGGUUCUCCCCAACAUCGUCGUCAAAUUUACGACUCUGCCGACUCACCAGCGCAUGGACCCGUUUCCGAAAUCGCUGCGCUCGGCGACUUUGGAUCUGGCGUCGAACCAUCUCAUGUGCAGUGUCGCCCUGACGGGUGUUCUCGUGCUCCAAGCGGGGCGAUUCUGGGCCGAACGCACCGAUGGCGAGGAGGCAACCGAAAAGCAAAAAAGGUCGUCGCUCAAGGCCACGGCAUCACGGGCGAAAACCCCCGAUGUCAGGUCGUGAGCGAGGGACGACGCGUCGCAUUAGUCUAAUCUCCGAUAUGUAUUAUAAUCAUAAUAUCUACGCUGUUUCAACAUACAGUGGCGAAUGUCUAUGAUCCGUCCCCCUCUUUUACAAUGUCCUCUUUCCUGGGCGUUGGUCUUGAGUUCAUGAGCUCCCUGCCCUGGCCGAGCAGCGAUUUGGCGGCUGCAUCUUCCAUGACGAUUCCCAGUCCUUCCUCCCUGACAAGACCGAGCACGUGCUCAAGCUCGACGAAGCCAUCCUGGUCCGCAUCCAACUUCUGGAUGACCGCCUGACCGACUUCGUCGUCUGGCUUGUGGCGGAUGACAGCGAGCGCUUUUUCAAGAUCGUCGACGGAGAUUCGGCCCUGGGCGUCACACGACAUGGUCUGCAGCGAGUUGCCGACACGGGCAUCGUAUUCCUCCAAUUGCUGGUCGAUCUUGUUCAGCAUGCUCCGGAUCCGUUUCGUCAGAGCCCCCGAUGGA
Molecule: messenger RNA, 3233 nt
Organism: Mycena citricolor
Lineage: Eukaryota; Fungi; Basidiomycota; Agaricomycetes; Agaricales; Mycenaceae
Source: the annotation of a GenBank genome assembly